This is a messenger RNA of Balaenoptera ricei (Rice's whale), 3218 nucleotides long. RefSeq names its product transmembrane protein 37 (gene TMEM37). Gene Ontology annotation, cellular component: membrane. NCBI's taxonomy places the organism in Eukaryota, Metazoa, Chordata, Mammalia, Artiodactyla, Balaenopteridae. The transcript has 2 exons. Gene Ontology annotation, molecular function: voltage-gated monoatomic ion channel activity; calcium channel activity. The record is from RefSeq and is a predicted model, not a curated record. Bases 2373 to 3002 code for a protein of 209 amino acids.
GCAGCCGGGGUGUGGGGCAGUGGUGAGGAAUAAGGACUCCCAAGAUACCUUAUUAUUGUUACUAAUAUUAAUCAGGAACUGCUUCUGUGCUGGGCACCUUUAUAUACAUGAUCUCACUUAAUCCUUGGGAGUUUUACUGGUGUCAGGGUUUGAAUGAUGCCCUCCUUUGGGGUGGGAGGGGGAAAACGACCUGAUGUCAGCUGUCUUUUUCUGAUCCCAGUGUGAUGUCUGAGGGCCUGGAGAUUAAAGUCCACUCUGUGUGCAGGACAGGUGGGGCUGAGGGUAGGAUGGCAUGUGCUUUUUCUCCAGACAGCGUGAUGUCUGAGGUCAAAAGGCCUCUGGGUGCUGCGUUCUUGUGACUUGUUGCCUGUGUCUGGGGUUUUCCCAUCCUAGAAACUUAUCAACCUGUAGGGAGUUAUAUAACCUCCGGGUGCCUUCAUGGCUACUCUUUCCUGCAGGGAUCACUAACUCCUGCUACAAAAUGCAACUGCGGAACCCUAGAUGAGAAAAUAAGGGCCAAGGAGGUUAAGAAACCGCGCAAAGACAAACACCUUUAUGGUUUGUAGUCCCAGAGGUUUCCAAGUUCCCUUGGUUUGUUUCUCAGUAGAGCCAUUUUUUCCUAAUGAAAUCCAGUACGGACUCUUAGAUUCCCAGCGGCUCCAGCAGGUAAGAGGGACCUGCUGUGGGUGAAGUGAGGGGCCGGGAGCUGACCCGCUGCCCCCUGCUUUAGCACCUGGAGGCCUCCAGGAGACGAGGGGAUGCGGUUUGAGAACCAGAGCCCAGACUCCCCGCCCGAGUGCUCUCUACAGCGCCCCAGGCUGCCUUUGUCUCUGGUCUGAGUCGGGUCCUGAGCCCUUGGGCGUCCCUCUGUCCUUCUCCUCACCACAUACUGAGCCCCUCACACGAAGGCCCCAGUGGGUAUUCAUCGGUUGCGUGCAUCCCCCCCACUACACAUGAUACAGCUGUCGGGCAGCUGUGCCAGGCUUUACUGUGAUCUCGGUGAAUGCUCUUGGGCUGGUCCCCUGACCUAUGUGUGAGUUUCCCUUUUUACAUACCCCGCCCCCCCCAUGGAGCAUCUCCACCAGACUCAGGUUUAAGAGUGAGACAGGACCCUGACUAGGCAGAAGUGCUGAAAGCAAGCCGGGUCCAUAAGGAUCCUGGGGCCUCCCGGGAGCGUGGCUCUGCUGUCUGCCCCUCCCCAAGAGGGGUACCCCAGACCGCCUCUGGAAGCCUCCACUUGCACGUGGCAUAGGGCUCACCCCCAGAGUCCCCUUUCGGUUUGCUUUCGAGCAGUGAUCGUCACGCAUGAGCUGUGUGCUUUGCUUACCUCCCAAACUGGGGCGGGACCUGGGCUGCUUCCACACACACUCUAAAGGGCGUAAUUUAUGACUGGGCAGGAGAUGGUUUAAAGGGAGCUUCAGAUGGAAGUGACAGCGGCUGCAAACUCGACCUCGUGGCUCUUGAGCACGGCACCACGUGCUGGGGACACGGUCCUGCCCUCCCACUACGAAUCAGACAGGAAUGGAAAACCUGUCAAAACGGUUCCUGAUGGAGAGUGACCGCAGGGGUCCAUUCUGGGUUGGGUGGGCAGGACGGACCCCUCCCAGGAGGCGAUGUUUCAGCUGAGACAUGAAGAAUGGAGAAGGGGGGGGGGCAGCCGGGAGAAGAGCCUUUCAGGUGGAGGGACCAGUAGGUGUGAGGAGGAAAGUUCUAGGCUUGUCCUAGGCAUGCGAGGUGGGCAGGAGGAUGCCCUGGGAGGGCUUGUGGGCCGUCUAAGGAGUUUUACCCUUUGAAGCAUUCCUUUUGCUUCCGGGUUGGGGGUUGGGGACGGUGGCUUGGGGGUGUCCUGGGGCUGUGAGAAGGGACACCUCACUGGACGCUUGGCCCAGCUUGCCAGGAGAGAGGAUGGGGUGUACUUUUGCAGGGCCGAAACCAUAGGCUGAAGGGGAGCCUCAGGGACUCCCCCACCCAGAAACUUCUAGAACAGACAGUGGUGCCAUGUCCUGGGCGGAGUACAGGCUGAGCCAGACUGAAGGGCAAAGUGCAAAUAUCACUGCGCACUGAAGAAAAGUGCUGAAAAAGCUGGGUGCAGAUUAGAAUGAAACUGGGGAAGACCAGGGGCCAGAAGAGGGAGCUAUGUAACCUUCACUGAUGUGCUAAUAAAGUCUAGUGCAGUAUUCUUGUUUUGCAUACAAAGAAGCCAAGGCUGGCUGCUAGCUCAAGGUCACAUCAGCCAAGCCAGACAGGUUUGCUGACUUCAGAAUGGACUAAGAUUUGCCUGUCAAUACAAUUUGGGUUUCUUACUCAUUAUAAAGAUCAUUAAAGAAAGGUCAGGAAACUCUUUGCCUGAUGAAUAACUGGAUCCACAGGCAAUGCUUACAGGUCUUGAAUGGAGGACGGACGGGGAACAGGCCCAGAAGUUGCUGGCCCAAAGGAGGCCCCGCCGGUCCUUCUCUGACCCCUCCAUCCGGGCGCUCAUUAUCUUGUGCGCCUCCCUGGCCGUGGUCCUCUCCUCCCUCUCCAUCUGCGAUGGCCACUGGCUCCUGGCCGACGACCGCCUCUUCGGGCUGUGGCACUUCUGCACCACCUCCAACCAGGCUGAGCUGCACUGCCUCCGAGACCUGAGGCAGGCCCACGUGCCCGGGCUAGCCUCGGGCAUGGCUGUGGCCCGCAGCGUGGCCACCUUGGCCGUGGUGGUCGCCAUCUUUGGCCUGGAGCUCCUCAUGGUGUCCCAGGUGUCCGAGGACCCCCGCUCGUGGCACAGGUGGGCCGUGGGCUCCGCCCUCUUCCUCCUCGCGUUCAUCCUCUCCUUCGGGGGCCUCCUGAGCUUCCUGACCCUCCUCAGGAACCAGGUCACGCUCAUGGGCCUCACGCUGACGUUCUGGAGCGAGUUCACGGCCUCCUUCCUCUUCUUCCUGAGCGCCGUCAGCGGCCUCCACGUCAACAGCAUCAGCCGUACUGACAGCGUCACGCAGCCCUGGGGCCUGCCCGCAGAAUUUUAGGCCCCCCUGCGAGGACACUGAGUUCUACCAGCAAGUGGGGUCACGAUGGGACUUCUCCAACAUGGGACAUUCAAACUGCCGCCUCUUGGCCUUGGGGUGGUCGGGCCAGUGGCCUUUGCAGCCCAGAGGCCAGGUGGGUGCCUCCGAGCCAGCAGCUGCACCAGCUUAGCCACGUUAUUAGGAUGUUGAUUUUACAAGAAGAAACAUAUUUUAAAA